GGUGGUGGCCUUAGGAGAAGUGCCUGAUGGGACGGUGGUGACCGUCAUGGCUGGAAACGAUGAGAACUACUCUGCAGAGCUGCGAAACGCUUCUGCCGUGAUGAAGAACCAGGUGGCCAGAUUUAAUGACUUACGAUUUGUGGGCAGAAGUGGAAGAGGGAAGAGCUUUACUUUGACAAUAACUGUCCUGACAAAUCCCCCCCAAGUCGCUACAUACCACAGAGCUAUAAAGGUUACAGUGGAUGGGCCAAGAGAGCCAAGAAGGCACAGACAGAAGCUUGAUGACUCUAAACCUAGUUUGUUCUCUGAGCGCCUCAGUGAUUUAGGGCGCAUUCCUCAUCCCAGUAUGAGAGUAGGGGUCCCGACCCAGAGCCCACGGCCCUCUCUGAACUCUGCACCAAGUCCUUUUAAUCCACAAGGACAGAGUCAGAUUACAGACCCCAGGCAGGCGCAGUCAUCCCCGCCAUGGUCCUAUGACCAGUCUUACCCAUCCUACUUGAGCCAGAUGACUUCACCGUCCAUUCACUCCACAACUCCCCUGUCCUCCACUCGAGGCACGGGACUUCCAGCCAUUACCGAUGUGCCCAGACGCCUCUCAGAUUCAGAUCCUUGCACUCCUGAUGCUCCACCUGCUGCCACUUCACCACCAACUUCUGAAGAGCCUGGACCUUUCACAGCUCCAGCAUCACCCUCCUGUUCCUCUGACACCGGCACUGCAUCAUUUUCACCACCGUUACCCGUGUGUGUUGCAGCCCUACAUCCAAAACCACCUCCUAUUUCACCAUCCACUUCUGCUGCCACUGUUCACUCUGGACUUCCUUCUCUCCCUGCCCCGCCUGCCUCUACUCCAUCCCUGCACUCUGGGAUUUAUCUGCCCGUUGUCCCACCCAGUGGUGCCACCCACCUCAUCAACUGGCUGCCCUUCCUCGCCUCAGCCACGCUUGCCACCAUCCAAGGCAAGGAGGAAGACCAGCCACCCAUAAGCACAGGCUCCCUGGAAGGCAUGAAGCCCUGCAGCAGCCCAGCCCCACACCCUUCCCAAGAGGAGAAUCCCCAGGCAGCAGCUCUGGGAAGCAGCGCUCCGGGGGCUGCGUCCCCACCACCAGCGGUGCCCGCGGGCUCCGAGGCGUCUGCGAACGUCAGUGACAUCCUGGCGGAGCUGCGGACCAUGAACAGCCACCUCUCCACCAUUGCCCGAGCCCUCACCCAGCUGGCAUCGUCCCUGGCACCCCAGCAGGAUGCUGGUGGCACCCCACCUCCUUAGUGCCAGGUUUCACAGGGAGUGGUGCUGCCCAGAGGAAAGGGACCCUCCCCAAAUCUGCCCACACCACUGGAGCAAGCUCGCUGCAGUCGCAGACGCCGACCACGUCUCCCCAGUGGGUUUUUCUGUCAGUUUGUUUGUUUGCCCCUUGUAAAUGGCUGCAUAUAUUAAAAAAUAGUUUUGUGGUCUUGUUAAUAAAAUUGUUUAUGUUUCUGGCGUUCCUUUUGGAUGCGCUCACUCCCCUCCUCUCACCCAUUAACCACACGAGCACUGGUAGGAGCUGGUGAGGUCUCACACACUGAAAAUGCUGGGAAUCUGAAGUGGUGAGAAGUUACCCACGAGAAAAUGCUCAAGGCGGUCACAAAACCACUCUGGGCAAUGUGGGGGGACACAGAAAGGAAAGGACACAAUGAAACUGAAAAAUUUCCAUGUUUAUCCUCAUCCAUGUUGAAUGGCACAGCUCUGUUGAAGUUGGAGCCCUUCCCAGUGCACUAAAUCUCAGGGGUAAUUGUAACUACCAGCACAGGUACAAGCCAUGAUAAAUUAUUCAGAAUAUAAAGCAGGGUAGUUGUCUAAGCAGCAGUGGGGCUGAACAGCUACCAGACAGCCUCAUCCACCUCCUGCCCUCCAAGAGAGAGAAAAGUGAAGGUGCUUAGCUCAAGUCAAUCUGUCUUAUUUGCCAGUGGUGCCCAGGGUUCUUCAAGGGCAUAAACAGACCAAGCUAAUUUACACCAAUCAGCAGGCACAUGUGGAUAAAUCCUACAUUUCACAAUCUUUCGCUAUUGCCAGGGUGCAGCAGCUUGCCUAAAAGUGGCAUUGGAGGUGUGAAACCUUGAACAAUCCUCUUGGUGGAUGGAGAAAAACCUCCUGGACGUGAAUCCAGGAUUUGCUCUUCCCAAAUGUCUGACUUGUAGAGCAGCUGGUGGAGGGCAGGAUUGGACGGGUGGAGGCACCAGAGCUGGAGAUGAAGACUGGGAUGUGCUUGGAGCUCUGGAAGAGCCCCUGGAAAGAGAACUAAAAGCUCUUACAGAGCUGAUUUGUGCAUCUCAGCUGAAGUCUGCCCAUAGUACAAACAACCAGACCAGGUUGUCCCUGUCCACAGUGUCCCUGAUCUUUAAGGUCCCUUCCAACCCAAAUCAUUCUAUGAUUUUAUGAACCAGCAGUCCAAAUAUCUUUUCCCAAAUGUGGGCCAAGCUUAGUUCUGGUGGCUGCUGAGCCAGGCUGUGCUGCUGCUCUGCCUUUCAUCCCAGUGGAUUAAAACAAAACACAUGCUCAUGGCAAAGAGAAGAAAGUAAAGGUCUCUGUGAAGCUGUAUAUGAUCUUGCCAUAAUUUAGCUACUCAGCCCUCAGAUAUCAGGAUCUGAGGCCAUCUCUAGGAAAAUCCCAGACAGACAGAUCACUAGAUAAGAUUAAAGAGGAAGUAUUCUGUCUAUUUGCAAAUAUUUCUGUUACAGAUGAGUCUAAGCCACAAAGAUUGAAUCAAUACACAAACUUCCCCAAAGCUCAGGUGUAUUUGAAUUUGAGGUUUUGGUUACUGCAUAUGUAUUUAUAUAUAAACCUAUCCAUAUUUUUUGAGUCUAUGCCUGAAAGACAAAGGAAUUGUCCUGCUCAAUCAUGGGUUUUUUCUAGUCUGAUCAGACAUUUUUUUUCCUCUGCUGUGUUUAGCAAAAAGGUGAAAAAACCCCCAAUCAU
Molecule: messenger RNA, 2953 nt
Organism: Zonotrichia albicollis (white-throated sparrow)
Lineage: Eukaryota; Metazoa; Chordata; Aves; Passeriformes; Passerellidae
Source: RefSeq, a predicted model, not a curated record